GAAAAAUGCUAUAGAGCAUUCCUUCAGUCCAAGUUCUCAGUACUAUUCUGCAUGCUUUUUGCUAUCUUAAUUCAGUUUCAGAAAAGUAACUGUAAUAUUUCAGGCAUUCUUGAUUCAACUCAACCUUGAACUGCUGCUCAUUUUCUUAACUUGUUCACUUUGUUUAGCUUGUUCAUCAUGUGCACAAUUUUGACAAACUGUUGCUUCAUGGCCAUGUCGGAUCCUCCGCUGUGGACCAAAUACCUAGAGUAUACAUUCACUGGCAUUUACACGUUUGAGUCUCUUAUAAAGAUCUUGGCCAGAGGGUUUUGCAUAGAGCCCUUCACCUUCCUCCGAGACCCAUGGAACUGGCUGGAUUUCAGCGUCAUCGUCAUGGCGUAUGUGACAGAGUUUGUGGACCUCGGCAAUGUAUCAGCAUUACGGACGUUCAGAGUUCUGCGUGCUUUAAAAACUAUAUCAGUGAUCCCAGGUUUAAAGACCAUUGUCAGUGCUCUCAUCCAGUCGGUUAAAAAGCUAGCGGACGUGAUGAUCCUCUCUGUUUUCUGUCUCAGUGUCUUCGCUCUGAUUGGUCUACAGCUCUUUAUGGGAAUCCUACGACAGAAGUGUGUCCGUAGCCCCGCCCACUGCAUUAACUCCACCUACCCUGGAAACGGGAGCUUCGUUUGUAACAACAAGACCUGGCUCUCCAUCAAGGACUUCUUAACUAAUGAAGUGGGCCCUGUGCUCACUGCCCAGCACCGUGGAGCUGGAUUGGCAUUUGCCAUUGAACACCAGAAUUGGCAGAUCCUCCACUGUUGCCCUGUGCUUUUCACAGAUGAGAGCAGUGAUGGUCUUGGAGGCAUACACAUGGAGGGACGCACAGAUCUUUACAGGCUAGACAAUGGCACCCUGACUGCCAUUAGGUAUCGGAAUGAAAUCCUUGGACCCAUUGUCAGACCCUACGCUGGUCCUGGGUUCCUCAUGGUGCACAACAACGCCCAGCCUCAUGUGGUGAGAGAAGUGCCCUGA
Cyprinus carpio (common carp) is the source of this 1008-nucleotide messenger RNA. It is a transcript of the gene scn12aa, whose product is annotated as sodium channel protein type 4 subunit alpha-like. Gene Ontology annotation, cellular component: plasma membrane; axon; voltage-gated sodium channel complex. The transcript is spliced from 7 exons. Gene Ontology annotation, molecular function: protein binding; voltage-gated sodium channel activity. The record is from RefSeq and is a predicted model, not a curated record. The coding region runs from base 178 to 1008 and encodes 276 amino acids. Lineage: Eukaryota; Metazoa; Chordata; Actinopteri; Cypriniformes; Cyprinidae. Gene Ontology annotation, biological process: sodium ion transmembrane transport; membrane depolarization during action potential; neuronal action potential.